Linum tenue is the source of this 195-nucleotide messenger RNA. NCBI's taxonomy places the organism in Eukaryota, Viridiplantae, Streptophyta, Magnoliopsida, Malpighiales, Linaceae. The record is from the annotation of a GenBank genome assembly.
AUGGUGUUAGUUUGUGGCACAAGUAAUGAAGGAGGAGGAGUAAGGGUAGUGGAAGGAGCAUUCAGCAUCUACAUCAACCCUUGCACCCUCCCAGCUUGCAUUGCUGCUUGCAAGAACGUGUUGAAGGACAAGUUUAAAAGUGCGUCGUGCGCUUCCUCGCCGCCGGCCACCGGAAAAUUUUGCUUAUGCCUCUAG